Molecule: messenger RNA, 902 nt
Organism: Owenia fusiformis
Lineage: Eukaryota; Metazoa; Annelida; Polychaeta; Sabellida; Oweniidae
Source: the annotation of a GenBank genome assembly
UUUAAAACAAGAGACUCCUGAGAGUGAUAGACUAAAGGGAAGUGAAGAAAUUAAAGAAAUACACCUCUCAACACAGAUACAGUCAAAACCAUAUGUACCUACUUUGACUACCCAACGUUCAAGAUUAGAUGCUGAAACUCCUGCUUGUGGAAUCGUCCAAUCUGCUAUAAAUACCCAAACAUUUACCCCAUGUCAACAGUAUACACCAGGACUGGCCAUGGCAGAGGAGAGCUGGAAACACGGUCUUAAGCACUUUCCCCAUUGUCUAGACUGUGGUCUGGUCUUUAUGACACCAACAGAUGUGACCAAUCACAGAAAACGUACACGAUGUGUAGAGGAAGAUGACAGUGAUGUUGAAGAGCCUUCAAAGAAAAAAAUUCUUCUGCAUGAUGUCAGAGAAAAUAAAACAUUGUUGGAGAUGAGAAACAAGAUUUAUAAUUAUUUUGAUAAAGAGUUCAACAGGCUGGUGUCAAAAUACCAAGACAGAGGACUGGGUGAAAAAGAAUCCAUUGAAAAGGCCAAACUAAAGUUAUUACCAGAAGUUAAAGCCCGUUUUCUAAGGCAGUAUGGACAGCUUCUAUAUCAGAUCAUAGACUUGCAAAAAUUGGAUAUUCAUGACACUAUUACGGAAGUUGUCGAAUCAUUGGUAAACAAUGGUUUUUCCUUUGACAGAGCUAUCCAAAAAGCCAUGUCCCGAUUUUCACGUCUGGCAGAUGAGCUUUUUGAUCAUGAUGAGGAUUAUACAAAGGAAGGAAGCAAUAAUGAUGAUGGUUCUACUUAUAACAGUGACGAUGCAAGCGAGAAUGAAGAUGGCACUGAUGAUGCUGAUGAUAAUGCUAACACAGCAUAACACCCCUCUUACUUGGACUGCUCUGAAAUGACUUAAAUACAUUAAACAACAU